GUCCACGUCAAGUGACACUGAACCCAGGUCAGGCACAGACUUACCCCAGUGGAGGUGUUGGUCCACGUCAAGUGACACUGAACCCUGGUCAGGCUCAAACCUACCCCAGUGGAGGUGUUGGUCCGCGUCAAGUGACACUGAACCCUGGUCAGGCUCAGACCUACCCCAGUGGAGGUGUUGGCCCUCGCAUGGCACCACAUUUUGAAAACAGAGCUGCAGUGGGGUGCGGAUCUUACUACAUCGCUCCAGGUUCUUCCAAGACAUUCCAGUCAAAGAACUACCCCAAUAACUACCCCGGGGGUAAGAAGUGCACCUGGAAAUUCCGCACUUCUACCGACUCCAAGUUGAGCAUCGAGUGUGAUGAUUUCCAGCUGCAACACUCGAAAAACUGCAAAAAGAUUUCUUCCGCGUCACAGAUUCCUCUGGUUUUAAGAAAAAGUACUGCGGUGUCAAGGGUUCUCUGACUGUGUCUGAUAAAUCUAGUAAAGUUACUGUCUUGUUCAAAACAAACAAGAAGAAAUCUAAUACAGGAUUUUCCUGCUCUGUCAGAGCUUCAGUGCCAGACUCCCAAACAACAACUGUAGACCCUGAGCCAACUUCAGAAUGCACUGGAUGUGGACAAGUCAACCGUGCCAACCGCAUUGUUGGUGGAGAAGAGACGGAGGUGAACGAAUAUCCCUGGAUGGUUUUCUCUUGUCGCGGCAGUGGAUACUAUCACUUCUGUGGCGGUUCUAUCAUCUCCAGCCAAUGGGUCGUCACUGCAGCUCAUUGUGCAGUAGGCAUGACCACCUCGGAUUAUGUGCUGGUGGGAGACCACAACCUGUACUCCGCAAGCGAAGCCAAUUCUCAGUGGAUGGAGAUUGCUGAAAUUGUGAAUCAUCCGUCCUAUGAUUCCAACACACUGGACAACGACAUUGCCCUCAUCAGACUCAAGACAGAGAUCCAGUUCCCAUCUGACAACAAAAUCGCCCCUGUCUGCCUUCCAACUGCUGGUGAAAUGUAUGAUAGUGUGGAUGCCACAAUCACAGGAUGGGGAGCUCAACAGGAGGGAGGAUCCACAUCGGGCUUGUUCGAGGUAACAGUGCCCACCAUGACAAACACCGAAUGCAAUACCAAGUACGGAGGACGCAUCACUGACAACAUGAUCUGCGCAGGCAUUCCUGAGGGAGGCAAGGACUCCUGCCAGGGAGACUCUGGUGGACCAAUGGUGGUGGAAGAAAACGGCAAGUGGAAGCUGGUGGGAGUUGUGUCGUGGGGUUAUGGCUGUGCUCGACCUGAUAGGCCCGGAGUCUAUGCCAGAGUUACACAAUAUUUGCAAUGGAUUUCUGACUCACAAACCGGAGUCUGUGUCGAUGGAACACACCUGCUCCUACAAAUGCCCCGACGACUGCCCCUACAACUGCCCCGACGCCUGCCCCUACUACUGCACCCACGCCUGCCCCAACUUCUGAUCCUAAUACUGAUUGCCCUGGAUGGACAAGUCAACCGUGCCAACCGCAUUGUUGGUGGAGUAGAGACGGAGGUGAACGAAUAUCCCUGGAUGGUUUCUCUUGUCGACGGCAGUGGAUACUAUCACUUCUGUGGCGGUUCUAUCAUCUCCAGCCAAUGGGUCGUCACUGCAGCUCACUGUGCAGUUGGCAUGACCACCUCGGAUUAUGUGCUGGUGGGAGACCACAACCUGUACUCCGCAAGCGAAGCCAAUUCUCAGUGGAUGCAGAUUGCUGAAAUUGUGAAUCAUCCGUCCUAUGAUUCCAACACACUGGACAACGACAUUGCCCUCAUCAGACUCAAGACAGAGAUCCAGUUCCCAUCUGACACAAAAUCGCUCCUGUCUGCCUUCCAACUGCUGGUGAAAUGUAUGAUAGUGUGGAUGCCACAAUCACAGGAUGGGGAGCUCAACAGGGGGAGAAUGUCUGCAUUGGCUCAUACAAUACAUUUAACAGGAUCCACAUCGGGCACCUUGUUCGAAGUAACAGUGCCCACCAUGACAAACACCGAAUGCAAUACCAAGUACGGAGGAAGCAUCACUGACAACAUGAUCUGCGCAGGCAUUCCUGAGGGAGGCAAGGACUCCUGCCAGUAUAUGUGA
Molecule: messenger RNA, 2089 nt
Organism: Penaeus vannamei (Pacific white shrimp)
Lineage: Eukaryota; Metazoa; Arthropoda; Malacostraca; Decapoda; Penaeidae
Source: RefSeq, a predicted model, not a curated record